AUGCCUCUCGUGCAGGAACUGACAGCGAAAGAGAGAUGUGAAAACUGGUUUCUGGCCUACGGACUCUUUUGGAUCAGCUGUUUUGCAGUGAUCAUAGCUUGCGGCAUCUACGAGAACAUGAAUAAGUGGCACUACCUCCUCGUCACUGGGGGCCUCGCCGCGCCUUUGUGCUUGCAGCCCUUCUUCCUCCCAUCUCUAACAGGUGAGAAAGACCUACCAUUGCUGGAGCGGCACUGCACAAAGGCAAACGUGUGGAUCGCAAUCUACUCCUUUCUGGGCACCUCAACAUCCUUUUUCUGUGUGCAAGUCUGUGUCAUGGCUUAUUGCACUGCCUUCCUCGAGACAUUUUCCAUCUCAGCGUUUCCUUAUUACACCUUCGAUGAUCGCCAGCAGAUGUACACAGUCGGUUCUGCUUUCUAUGCCCUCUACCUUGCCGUCUCCUUCCCGAUGUUCGCGAGACUGGACUGGAAGCCAGGCACAGGUUGUUGCUUGCUUGUCGCACUGUGGUGA
Messenger RNA from Symbiodinium necroappetens, 510 nucleotides. The record is from the annotation of a GenBank genome assembly. NCBI's taxonomy places the organism in Eukaryota, Dinophyceae, Suessiales, Symbiodiniaceae.